AUGCCUCUGUUCGGAAAAUCACAGAAAAGUCCAGCUGAAGUAGUCAAAGCACUCAAAGAGGCUGUGAGUGCUCUAGAGCGUGGGGAUAAAAAAGCUGAGAAGGCUCAAGAAGAUGUGAGCAAGAACCUUCUUCUCAUGAAGAAUAUGCUUUAUGGCACAUCGGAUGCAGAACCACAAACGGAUAUCAUGGUGGCUCAGCUUGCACAAGAGCUGUACAAUUCAAAUUUAUUGCUUCUCCUCAUACAAAACCUAAACCGCAUAGACUUUGAGGGCAAAAAAGAUGUGGCCCAAGUUUUCAACAAUAUUCUCCGGCGACAAAUCGGUACUCGAUCUCCAACUGUUGAAUACAUUUGCACAAAACCUGAAAUUUUGUUUACUCUAAUGCGAGGUUAUGAGCAACAAGAAAUUGCUUUGAAUUGUGGCACUAUGCUGCGUGAAUGUGCUCGCUAUGAAGCUCUUGCUAAGAUAAUGCUCUAUUCUGAGGACUUCUUCAACUUCUUUAGAUAUGUUGAAGUUUCUACAUUUGAUAUUGCAUCAGAUGCAUUUUCCACCUUUAAGGAACUUCUUACCCGUCACAAGAUGCUUUGUGCUGAAUUUCUGGAAUUGAACUAUGACAAAGUGUUUUCACACUACCAGCGCCUUCUCAAUUCAGAAAACUAUGUUACCCGUCGACAGUCCCUCAAGCUACUUGGAGAACUGCUCCUUGACAGGCACAAUUUCACUGUGAUGACUAGGUAUAUAUCAAAUCCAGACAACUUGAAACUCAUGAUGAACAUGUUAAAAGAAAAGUCUCGAAACAUCCAAUUUGAAGCCUUCCAUGUUUUUAAGGUUUUUGUAGCAAAUCCAAACAAACCAAAACCUAUUUUGGAAAUUCUACUCCGCAACCAAGACAAGUUGGUGGAAUUCCUUACACGCUUCCAUACAGACCGUUCAGAGGAUGAACAGUUUAAUGAUGAAAAAGCAUAUCUCAUCAAGCAAAUAAAAGAACUGAAACCCUUGCCUGAUCACUAAGUGCAGAAGCACUGCCCAACCUCACAUUCUUAUGUAAAAUUUCAUCACCAGCAUUUUGCACACUUGUGAGUGAAGAAGAAACUGCUUGAGAGGCAUUGUAACUUUUCCUUCUUUUAAUUUUGAGGUAUGCACUCUGAACUGUUAAUGUGAUUGGGCAUUGAGUUGAAAACAUUGCCCUAAACCAAAUUUUACUAUUACAGUGUAAAAGAGUUGUAUCGAGUUGUUUUGUAGUGCAAAUUAGUUUGAGUAUCAGGGUGUUUUCCGAUUUUUAACGUUGGUGGGAAGCAAGGAUAUCUGCAAGGCUAUUAUGCCCUCUCUUAUUCAGUUUUCUUGAUACUUCAAGUAAUUCUCAUUGAGUGCAUUGUUUUCCAGAGGUAACCUUGCUCCUCACAUUCUUCAGCCAAUGAACUUUCUGUCAGCACACUUUAAUUAAUAGGCAGUAACAGUAUUCUCAUGGUUUUUGUGAAAAUUUGACCAAUAUUUUUUAUCAUCAGUUGAUUGUGGCGCAAUGACUCAUAUUUUAAUUCCAGUAAUUCAACUGAAUUUCUCCAAGGUAAAUGUAGACAUUGUUCGUAAAACUAGCUUUUUGGACAUUUCUUAUAGCAGGAUAGCUUGCUCCAGAUUUUAUGAAGCAAUACUACAGUUCUUGGAUUAUCUGACAAUAAUCUGUCUGUGACCUACUUCUCUUUUAUGAACUUACCUGGAACUUAAAACACCCUGAAGUUCAAAAAGACCACAGGAACUUCAUCUAAUUUCAAGCACUCCAAACGUGCAUUUUGAUCCAUCAUGUUAUUUGCUUUGAAGUUAGUUCUUGAUCUAGUGGACUGAAGUUUCUCACCUGGCGCAGGCGCUGAUAAGGUAUCUUUGCACCUAUCAAGGUAUUUAACAGUUUAACUAUCCAACUAUCUUCACAAGGGAGCUGAGGGCAAUUUAACUGUGAAAAAGUUGCUUUCCAGGAAAUUUUUGGGUCUGUUUUGUCCGUGUCUAGGAAUCACUGGAAUCACUUGUUGGGAAAGUGUAAAAAUCUUUUUGUGGUUUGUUUAGAAAUGUGGUAUGAAUGUGUAAUAAUGGUCAGGGAUGGACUGCAUGACCUAGUACACCUGAAUUUGUUAUAUAAGAAGCAAGUUUAUGAGUAUGCAAUAGACCCUCAAACCACUUUCAAAACUUGUUCAACUUUUGACUUUAAGAAAUACUUCCUACCAUGUUAAAAGUCGCACUUUGGUCUAAUAUGUUCCUUAUCAGAAAUAUUUCGUGCAUCAUUCUACAUGUCGUUAACUUUUGAUGCUUUGUCUAAUUUAUUUCUCAACAAAUGUGGGAAAUAAAUCAGUUUAAAUUAUUUCAUUGGUCAUGACAUUGUGUGAUGUAAUUUAUGAGGGUUUAGAUCAAACCUAUGACUAAAUCUUAUAUAUUCUGAUAGCUAUUAUCCUUUGGAUAUGAACUAGUGAAGAAAAAAAUGAUAAAGCUAUUUUCUUAGAUGUUACUGUCCUAGAAUAAGAGAGCUGCAGACUACAUGCUCUUGGUGCCUUCCAUGGCCGUGGCCCAAACUCUGCAUUGGAUUUUAAUGUGUCUGUCCAAACAUUUAAAUUUCAAAAUUACCUAAACAACUUCAUUGCUUUUCUGUAUGGAGCCAACUUUUAUGUUCAACAGGAUAUCAAGGUCACUUUUAUCAUAUUUUCUUAACAUUGUGAUCAAUUUAUAUAAUAUAGUAUUUUUCAGUCAUACCUGUUCUUGUUUAUCUUGUGUCCUUUCAAGGUCUAGACCAGCUACUCUAGCAUGUUUUAUCUUUGAUUUGUUUCCCCUUUUCUUUUCCCUUUUAUAAGUAAGUCAGGGUUGUUACUUGUUAAAAUGCCGUAGCUGUAGCAACACUGAAUACUUCUAGUGAGAGAGUUAGAUGAGCUUUAAGAGGUUAUUGUAACCCAUUUUAUUGUUAGAUCCCUUUCAUUCAUACACAUCUUUCUUGUGAUUGAUUGUUAUGUUAUGAACAGAGAAGACCAUAUAUCGUAGUGAUGUUAAUGCAGCAUCCUGUAGACUGGAUUGAAUGUUUUGUGAUACUGUAACUUGACUGCAAACUACUUUUUGUACAGAGCUGAAGUAAAUCAAGCCGUGCUGAACUCAUUUUGAACUUUCAACCUGUACGUUUUGGUUUGACUAUUGCAGGUCUCUAUUUUGGAAAGAUUACCAUAGCUCUGAUUAAAAUCGAAAGUCAAAGAAGUAUUGAAGUGUAGCUUACGAUAUAUGUGUGAACUAGUAAAUUUGAAAAAUCUACAUUGUGUCAUGUUUUUUGGCUUGUUAAAAAAAAAAGAAAAGCAAAAAAAGAAUUUAAAGUUAUGACUCAGUUGUCUUUCACUUCUACGUAGGCCUUUCAAUAUUACAAUUAAAUCCUUAUUACAGGUUCAAUUACUUUUGUUUUCAUAAUCAACCAUUGUAUGAUAAUGAUUAUCAAACAGGCUCAAGUGUAAGAUUCAGCACUGCAUGUGGAGCUAGACUGCAUUGCUUGUUUUAAUCUGUAAAUACUGUUAUAAUUUUUUUUUUAUUUUAACUGUAUAAUGUAUGUAUAAAACAAAUUAAUUUUGA
Messenger RNA from Thrips palmi, 3585 nucleotides. It is a transcript of the gene Mo25, whose product is annotated as protein Mo25. Lineage: Eukaryota; Metazoa; Arthropoda; Insecta; Thysanoptera; Thripidae. The coding region runs from base 1 to 1011 and encodes 336 amino acids. Gene Ontology annotation, molecular function: protein serine/threonine kinase activator activity. The record is from RefSeq and is a predicted model, not a curated record. The transcript is spliced from 7 exons. Gene Ontology annotation, biological process: intracellular signal transduction.